Molecule: messenger RNA, 3773 nt
Organism: Aedes albopictus (Asian tiger mosquito)
Lineage: Eukaryota; Metazoa; Arthropoda; Insecta; Diptera; Culicidae
Product: zinc finger protein 62
Exons: 5
Coding region: 194-2338 (714 amino acids)
Biological process (GO): regulation of transcription by RNA polymerase II
Cellular component (GO): nucleus
Molecular function (GO): DNA-binding transcription factor activity, RNA polymerase II-specific; RNA polymerase II cis-regulatory region sequence-specific DNA binding; zinc ion binding
Source: RefSeq, a predicted model, not a curated record
AAAUAUUGCUCCAGAAAUACUUCUGUUUAUCAACAAAAGUGCGUGAGAUUCGGUGGCGUAGCUGUCGCAGAUUGGUUUGUUCCGUUUGUUCAGCCGCUUGAAAUAGUAUUUUUUCAAUAGCGGAAGUGCUUUAAUAUAUGUUUUGUGUGUUUGUGGUGUUAUUUAAGAAAUGUUUAUCUGAAAGUUUAUCACAAUGGAUAGUAGUGCGUGUUGUCGUCUGUGUGGCUACAAUUCCCCUGACCUGAUCGCAAUCUUCGGAGAGCAAGGAGUGGCCGCCGAAUAUGCCCAUAAGAUUGGUCGCUAUUUGUACCUGCUGGUGACCACUGGCGAUGACCUAUCGAAAGCUAUCUGCUGGAUGUGCUCGGAGCAGCUGGACUCGUUCCAUAGGUUCCAUAAGAAAAUCAACGAACUCCAGCAGCGCAUGCUGAAGGACCGAUAUUUGGAGUUCGUUAUUGAGGCACAUCAUGCCGGCAGGUACGUGGAGGAGGGUGAAAUAGAAAUCGUUGAACAUACGGAGGUGGAUGAGGAAGAGCUUAUUUUACCGGUAAAAUCUGAUACAUCAUUGGAACCGGAAGAACCAGCCGACGUAGUGCAGAUAAUUGAAUCUCAUUUGGAGGAGGACGUAGAGGAUGAGUUGACUUUACGGGUGAUACCGGAUGGCAAUAGUGAGAAUUCCUUCCUAGUAGUCAAGAAAGAAUUGGAAUCGAAAACUGUGGAAGAGGAUCUAGAAGUUUCGGAACAGCGUCACACUCCGAUUGUAGAUAAUACUGCUCCAGAGGUUAAAGUAUUCGAAAUUCGAAAAAGUAACAGAAGAAAACGCAAUGUUCCAGAGAGUCAAUGCAAGAACGAGGAUAGCAACGAUGUAGAUAUAAUACUAAAGCAAAAAACACCAAAGAGAAAAUGUCGUAAAGCAAGGUCUGAAAAAGAUAAAAAUGCAGAGGAACAUCAAACACCAUCCAGCAGUCAGCUGGAAAGUCCCGUUAAAAAAUCCAAUGAAACAGGCUUAGUCAACCAUCAGGAUGGAUAUUGCGACGAGCAGAACGAAGGUGAAAGUGGCGACGAAUUUCCUGCUAGGGAUUCGGAUAACGAGGAAUGGCCUGCAGCGGAAACUAUGGAUAAAUUUCCCAACAGACUGAUUCGGGACGGACUUCUGGUGGUAAAAGGAAAAUUGCUGAUGGAAAUGAUUAAUCGGUUUUACAACUUGCAAUGUGAUCUAUGUAAGGGUAAGCUGAUUCGGUUUAAAACCCUUUCGGAGUUGUGUACGCAUUUCGAAUCAACCCACAAGCAAGCAGGGUACGUGACAUGUUGUCAGACGAAAAUUCAUCGUUAUCCAUCGAUAAUUAUGCAUAUGGCUCGCCACAUUCAACCGGAGGCAUUCAAGUGUGACAUUUGUGGGUACAUGGUUACAAGACCACGCUUUUUAUCCACCCAUCGACAAACCCAUUUACCGGAAGACGAGAAACCUUACGCCUGCGAGCACUGUCCAAAGCGAUUCUGCUGGAAACGAGCACUCCAGAUUCAUGAGAAUUCUCACAAAGCACCAAACGAAAGGAUCGUAUAUAACUGCUCAAUAUGUGGGAAAACUUACGACACGCCAGGAGGUUUAUCGGCUCAUAAGCGUAACGUGCAUCUUACGCCAUUAUCCACCAAAGUGCCACACGUGUGCGAAAUUUGCGCAAACAGUUUUGCCACAAGCUCCGGUUUGAAGGAGCACAUGCGCACCAUCCAUCAACCCCAGGAAAAAGUUCUGGUUCAAUGUCCGGAGUGUUCCAAAUGGUUGAUGAACAGCAGGUGUCUAAAGAUUCACAUGCAAUUGCACAGGAAAGAGGAUUUUGCUUGCGACUUGUGUGACUACAAGACGAAAAAGGCAUCGCUGCUAAAGCGUCAUCACAUCACGCAUCACCAACUGGAACGACCGUUCACAUGCGAUGAGUGCGACAAAACGUUUAAGCACAAGCGUGCUCUGACUAUUCACAAGACCACAAAGCACACAGGAGACAGCAAUGGUUUCAAGUGCAAUUUCUGUGAACGGUCUUUUAAUAGUUCUACCAAUUUCUACACCCACCGAAAAAAUCGGCAUCCGGUGGAACUGGCCGCCAUGAAAGAACAAGCAGAGGCAGAGAAGAAACUGCAACGCAUUCGCGCCGGUAUCGAACCGGAUGAUGUUCCGCUGGCAGAGGAAUCGACGAUAACGACUACUCCAGACGGGACGCGAAUCAUCACCAUCAACAGUCGGAAUUAUAGCAUGAACGAACCCAUGAACACGAUGAUCGUGCUGGAUAUUACUAAUGGGCCGAUAGAGAUUCAGACUGCCAACGAGGGGGAGCAAACAGAUUAAUGUAAUAUGGAAAGUAUUCGCUAGUCAAAUGGAUGCUCUCAAAUACAAAAUUCUAUGGUAUAUUGUAGAAAGAACUUAAAUGAAUAUCUCGCGUAAGGCGCAGAAUCAAUAAACUCAAACUUCUUUGUCACAUCUCCCGGAAUAUAAAUAUCUCGCGACAGCGUUCAAUGGAGGCAUCGGUUCUCUCCAAACGGUUUCUUCGUGCGUAUUAUUGGUAAAAAGUUGGUUGUCUGCCUAAUCUGCGUUGAUAUCCGAUUUCUUGUUCCCAAGACCACCAAGCGAUAUUUGGAGGUCCCUUUUUCGUAUCGUAACUGUUGCUUCACCGCAUUCCAUUGCUUUUUGCCAGAACUAGAAUUGAAUCGGUUGAGCCCGUUCACGGCGUAGCAGAUAUCCGGUCGUGUGUUUUGGUCGAGGUACAUUAGACAACCCACAGCUUCUCUGUAGAGGACAUCCCGCAUGUACUCCCUUUCUUCAGUAGUCGGCGGACUAAUUUUCUUCGUCAGCUUCUCGCUUGUGUUCAUUGGGAUGAUAACCGGGUUGCUCCUUGGGUUGCUCUCGGCCAUUUGAAACUGGUCGAGCAAAGCUUCAACGUACUGCUCCAGGGUAACUGCUUCGUAUCUUCGUCGUAGCCAAUGAGAGUGCAUUCGUCGGUCUUCUGAUCCCAAUUCUUUCGUUUUUUUUUUUCGAAAUAUAGCACAUCACGCUGGUUCCAAACGUUCGGAUAUGCGACAGAUUUAGCUUGCGUCCUGUCCAUGCUUCCUCCGGAGACGUUUCGAUACCUGUCGUUAGCGAUCGGUUGAUCCAGAAUGCCCCUUGCUCGUUUCUACCACCGUCUGGUUGAAUCCCCAAGAAACAAAACUAGCUGAACAACAGUUUCUUUAGCUCAAGUUUGUUUAAGAGAAGUUUGUUCCACUCUUGUACAGCAAAAAUGUUUGUUGGGUCGUUCCACGAAUCCGUUUUGUUCCGGCUUGUACUCCACUGUAGUUUGGUGACGGAUACCCAACUGCUUUAGGUAGUUCUCAAAAUUCCAGUUCUCGUACUUCCAUCCGCUGUCCGUCCUCAACACGCGGAAGAACUAUCCGUUAUGGCUCACGAACGCGAAAGAAAUGUUACGAGCAGUUCAAAACACGUCUGCGCGCGGCAACGCCAACUACGAUUCCAAUAGCUGAACGAAUUGUUCGGAUAGUACUAAAACACUGCUUCAUAUUUUACCCGAAUGUAUAUUUUUGGUUAAAUUCAAAAUUUACUACGUUUACAGCCGCCGUGCUCUCCCGAAUCAUACUCCUACUUCUACACUUGAUACUUCUGAUGUUGUGUUGUAAAACAAUAUUUUAUACAAACGGAACUGAGACAACAAUAGUGAUGAAUAAAAUCACAAACGAAAAAAAAAAAUAAACAGUUCCGUAUUACGAGGUGAAGGUGGGACGAGAAAUUA